AUGGCGUUGGCAGAAGAAGAAGGAAGAGAGGGAAUAAUAAUAGAAACGAAUAGAAAAGAACCUCAAAGAGUAUCAAGAUCAAGGUCAUUGAGAUCAUUUAAGAAUACCGGUAAAAAUGAUGAUUCUAUCGAUGAUUUGUUUGACUUCGAUUCCGAUGAAUUUGAAAUCAAUCCAACAAGGAAACUAAGUUUGCUCCAGCAUGUUACUGGCAUGAAUCACAAAAAAAUCAUUAAAAAAUCACGAUUACAGCAACGAGUGUCCAUGUCAGAAGAAUCAUCAGAACCCACAGUGGACAGAGAAGAAGCAGAUCCAUUGUUACACCAGCAGAGACUUGAAGGGAAAGAACAAAAGCAAAGGAGGGGAAAGAAAUCCGCAAGUUUAAUAACCGCUGUAGAAACGAAGAAGAAGAUUACACAAAUGAUCUUAACGAUCGAAAAACAUACAAUUAAUAUACCGAAGAGAGCUUCAGAGGAAAAUAUAAAUGAUGUUCUUCCUGAUUCAUUAUAUACCAAUUUCCAUAAAAGAAUGUUGAGACACGAAAAUAGAAUGAUUGACCAAGAUAUCAUACAAAGUGAAAAUGAAGCUGAAAGAUUGACUUUAAUUAACGAAAAAUUAGAUAUGAUUAUGUGGCCAACGAUCUUACAGAAGGUUACGAAGAUUAAUGAUCCAACGGACGACGAUGAAAUGACAAGGAAAAGAGCUCAAACAAAAGAAUGUAUAGAAUCGAUGUUAGAAAAAUUUCAUUCAAUGAAAAGAAGAAGCAAUGGAUUAACUGGAAUUCAAAAAGGUGGAAAAGGGAAAAAAAUUAACCCAUUCAGAAACUGGAACAAAAUUUAUUCUAAAAUCGAUCGAACCCUACUUUACCCAGAAUAUCAUAGCUCGUCUGAUGAAGAUGAAGAUGCUAUGGAUAUUGAUACAGUCAGAGCACAUAGAAGGGCUUUGAGAGAAGGUCAAUGUGGCGGUUCCAUUAUAGUAACCUUAAAUCCUUCUAUAAGGUUCGCAAUUGUGGCUGAACCUCUUCGGAAACCGUAUGUCGUGAAAGCAUCACCAAAGGAAAAGAAAAGAUGGAAGCAACAAAUUAAAAACCCUCGUCCAUUUAGUUAUCAUCCAGAACUACUAGGCCAAAUCGCCGUUCCAGUAAGGAAAGUAAAAAUUCCUUUUACUUUAUCAUCAUUGCCUAACGAAGAUGCUUCUAUGAGUGAAUUAGUUGAGAAAGCUAAAUAUGGCGAAGACUUUUCAUCAAUACCCACAGUUGCUAGUAAGCCAGGAAAUUCCAACUCUGAAACUAUUAAAAUGGAUACACCAAUUGCAGCUCCUCCUAAAGUGCCCCCAACAUUUGAUAUUUCAGAAUUUGCUGCACCAAAAUUGGAAGAACCACAAUCUCAGAAACUUGAACAUACAAACAAAACUGAGGGCAGGAAAAAGAAGGAAGCGAAUAUGUCAAAGCUGAACUCCUUUCCGACGUCACCUAUUAAUAAAUUGCAAGUAAACACUGCUUCAUCAGAAAAAAGUAUAUUAGCUGCAAAAAAAUACAAAGAAAACCUGAACCCGGUAGUGUUAUUCCCAAAAUGGAUCCCAUGA
Molecule: messenger RNA, 1581 nt
Organism: Naumovozyma dairenensis CBS 421
Lineage: Eukaryota; Fungi; Ascomycota; Saccharomycetes; Saccharomycetales; Saccharomycetaceae
Gene: SAS4
Product: Sas4p
Exons: 1
Coding region: 1-1581 (526 amino acids)
Cellular component (GO): SAS acetyltransferase complex
Molecular function (GO): histone acetyltransferase activity
Source: RefSeq, a predicted model, not a curated record